Messenger RNA from Triticum urartu, 1470 nucleotides. NCBI's taxonomy places the organism in Eukaryota, Viridiplantae, Streptophyta, Magnoliopsida, Poales, Poaceae. The record is from RefSeq and is a predicted model, not a curated record.
AUGGAGCAAUGGGCGUACUACCUCUGCCUCUUCUUGGCUCUCCUCCUCCCUCUGCUGCUCCUCAACCUCAGGCUCAACACCAAGCGUCCCGGCGUGCGUCUGCCACCAGGCCCAUGGCGGCUGCCGGUCAUCGGCAGCCUGCACCACCUCGCCGGUAACCCGCUCGUGCACCGUGUCAUGGCCGACCUCGCGGGCCGGCUGGACGCGCCGCUCAUGUACCUCAAGCUCGGGGAGGUGCCGGUCGUGGUGGCCACGUCCCCGGAGGCCGCCCGCGAGAUCAUGCGGACGCACGACGUCGUCUUUGCGACACGGCCUUGGAGCCCCACCAUGAAGAUCAUGAACUCCGAAGGGGAAGGGCUGGUAUUCGCACGCUACGGCACCCCGUGGCGGCAGCUCCGCAAGAUCUGCAUCCUGGAGCUUCUCAGCGCGCGCCGCGUGCAGUCGUUCCGCCACAUCAGGGAGGACGAGGUCGGCCGCCUCGUGGCCGCCGUCGCGGCGGUGCCGCCUGGGGAGCCAGUGAACUUGAGCGAGCGGAUCGCCGUGCUCAUCACCGACUCGGCGGUGCGCGCCAUGAUCGGGGACAGGUUCAAGAGGCGGGAGGAGUUCUUGCAGACGCUCGAGGAAGGGGUCAAGCUCGCCACCGGGUUCAACCUUGGCGACUUCUUCCCAUCGUCGUGGCUCGCCAACUUCAUCAGCGGCACGGCACGGCUGGCGGAGGAGAACCACCGCAAGAGCUACGAGCUCAUGGAGUACGCGAUCAAGCAACACGAGGAGCAGAGGGCCGCCGCCUCGGCGAACGGCGACGUGGAGGAAGGAGAGGACCUAGUGGGCGCGCUCCUGAGGAUCCGCAAGGAAGGUGGCCUCGACGUGCCUCUUACCAUGGGAAUGGUCAAAGGAGUCAUACUUGAUUUAUUUGGCGCUGGGAGCGAGACAUCAGCUACCAUGCUUCAAUGGGCCAUGUCAGAGCUCAUGAGGAACCCAAAUGUGAUGCGGAAAGUACAAGCUGAAGUACGCGGAAACCUCCAAGAAAAGCAUAAAGUGACCGAGGAUGACUUGACCGAUCUCAAGUACCUCAAACUCGUCAUCAAGGAGACAAUGAGGUUGCAUCCAGCCGCACCAUUGCUUCUCCCUAGGGAGGCUAGUGAGCCUUGCAAAAUCCUCGGAGACCCAAGGCACUGGGAAGACUCCGAGGAGUUCAAACCAGAGAGGUUCGAUUCUGGCAUGAUUGACUUCAAAGGCACAGACUUUGAAUACAUACCGUUUGGGGCGGGCCGGAGGAUGUGCCCUGGAAUGACGUUUGCUCAAGCCAGCAUGGAGAUCGUGCUCGCCGCACUGGUCUACCACUUCGAUUGGGAGCUCCCGAAUGGGGUGAAGCCUGAUGGGUUGGACAUGACAGAGAAGAUGGGAGUAACUGUUCGGCGGAAGAACGAUCUGCAUCUAUACCCUGUGGUCCACGUGCCUCCGAUUUGA